Messenger RNA from Cornus florida, 585 nucleotides. RefSeq lists its product as uncharacterized. The record is from RefSeq and is a predicted model, not a curated record. The coding region runs from base 1 to 585 and encodes 194 amino acids. The transcript has 2 exons. Lineage: Eukaryota; Viridiplantae; Streptophyta; Magnoliopsida; Cornales; Cornaceae.
AUGCUUCGGGCUUGUGUGCUUGAUUUUGGUGGUAGUUGCGAAGAUCAUUUACCUCUUAAGUUUGUCUACAAAAAUAGCUAUCAGUCAAAUAUUAAGAUGGCUUCUUUUGAGGCGUUGUAUGAUAGACGGAGACAGCCAUUGUCCUUUGAGGUGGGAGACCACGUGUUUCUUCGGGUUUCUCCACGAAAAAGAUUAUUACGAUUUGGAAGGAGUGGCAAGUUGUCACCUUAUUUCAUUGGACUAUUUGAGAUUCUAGAUCAUGUAGGCGAAGUCGCUUACAGGUUGGCUGUACAGCCACAGAUGGACAGAGUCCAUAAUGUGUUUCCUGUUUCGAUGUUACGGAAAUAUGAACUGGAUCCGUCUCACAUGUCGAGUUGGGUUGAUGUUAACAUUGAUGAGGACAUUUCUUAUGAGGAGGGACCCAUUCAGAUUCUUGACACUCGGGACAAAGUGUUAAGGGGUAAGACGGUGCCUCUCGUGAAGGUUUUGUGGCAACACCACGGUGCCAAAGAGGCUACAUGGGAAGGAGAACAGGAUGUUCGUUAUGCGUAUCUGAGUUUGUUUUCUUUCCUAGGUAUGACUUGA